This is a messenger RNA of Corapipo altera (White-ruffed manakin), 3856 nucleotides long. It is a transcript of the gene TYW1, whose product is annotated as tRNA-yW synthesizing protein 1 homolog. Gene Ontology annotation, molecular function: FMN binding; 4 iron, 4 sulfur cluster binding; catalytic activity. Lineage: Eukaryota; Metazoa; Chordata; Aves; Passeriformes; Pipridae. Bases 70 to 2886 code for a protein of 938 amino acids. Gene Ontology annotation, biological process: wybutosine biosynthetic process. The transcript is spliced from 17 exons. The record is from RefSeq and is a predicted model, not a curated record.
AAGGGGCGGGAGCGGCUCAUGGCGGGCUGAGGGCAGCGCCGGCCGGGGCGGCGGGAUUUAGAUGUCUCAAUGGAUACGUGGAGCUACUUCUGUACUUGCCUGGCAUCCAUAUGGCUGCACAGAUUUUACAUCUACUCUGCUGCUGCUUUGGGGAUCAGCCUUUGGAUUGUCAUUCAGUUCACCACCACCAAAACCAAAAAGAAGGGUGAAAAAUCCAGUGGGAAUCCCUCUUCCUCCAAAGGAACAGAAGACAAGCUGGUAAAUGGAUGUGUCACCCCUCAGGCAGAGGAGGUGUAUGUUGCUGGAGUAAAGAUCUUCUAUGGCUCUCAGACUGGCACAGCAAAGAGAUUUGCCAAAGCUCUGGCUGAAGCUGUUACUUCCCUUAAUUUGCCUGUGGAAGUCAUUAACAUGGGAGACUAUGACCCAGAUGAUUGUUUAGCAGAGGAGACAACCAGCAGGAACAUCUGUGUGUUCCUGGUGGCCACGUACACGGAUGGGCAGCCCACGGAGAGCGCGGCCUGGUUCUGCAAGUGGUUGGAAGAGGCAGCCAACGAUUUCCGUGUUGGGAAAACCCACCUGAAGGGGCUCAGAUACGCCGUGUUUGGCCUGGGGAACUCGGUGUAUGUGGAUCAUUACAACACAGUUGGCAGGAGGAUGGACAGGUGGCUGUGGAUGCUCAGUGCCAGCCGUGUGAUGACCCGCGCCGAGGGUGACUGCAACGUGGCGCGGAGCAGGCACGGCAGCAUCGAGGGCGACUUCGAGGCCUGGAAAGCCAAAUUCCUCACUCGGCUCCAGGCCCUCUGCAGAGGGGAGAAGAAGCCCUGCAGUGGGAAGUGCAAGAAAGGGAAGUGCAAAUCUCCAGGGAAGCAGAGCAAGGAGAGCUCGGAUCACGAACACGGGGCAUCGGAGCACGAGAAUACUGAGGCAGAGGAAUUGUUUGAAACCAGUAGUGAGGAGGAAGCUGAUGCUGAGGAAGCUGGAGGCACCAAUUCUAUCAUUGAUGUUGAAGAUCUUGGCAAUAUCAUGGGCCACAUGAAGAAAGCAAAGAGAGAACAUGAGCUCCAGGAAGGAGAUGUUGGAAGGAGAGAGAACCCUGGGAGGAAGGAGGAGGAGGAGGAGAAGAGGGAGAUGAUAACGCCGGCCCUGAGGGACGCGCUCACAAAACAAGGUUACAAACUCAUUGGGAGCCAUUCCGGGGUGAAGCUCUGCCGGUGGACAAAGUCGAUGCUCCGGGGCCGAGGGGGCUGCUACAAACACACCUUCUAUGGGAUCGAGAGCCACCGCUGCAUGGAGGCCACCCCCAGCCUGGCCUGUGCCAACAAGUGUGUCUUCUGCUGGAGACACCACACCAACCCCGUGGGCACAGAGUGGCGCUGGAAGAUGGACCAGCCAGAGCUGAUCCUGCAGGAGGCCAUUGAGAUCCAUCAGAACAUGAUCAAGCAGUUCAGAGGUGUGUCAGGGGUGAAGGCAGCUCGCUUUGAGGAGGCCCUGGCAGUGAAACACUGUGCUCUGUCCCUGGUGGGGGAGCCCAUCAUGUACCCCCAGAUCAACCGCUUCGUGAGGCUCCUGCACCAGCACAGCAUCUCCAGCUUCCUGGUGACCAAUGCACAGUUCCCAGAGGAGAUCAGGAGCCUGGAGCCAGUGACCCAGCUGUAUGUCAGUGUGGAUGCCAGCACCAGGGAGAGCCUGAGGAGAAUCGACAGACCCCUCUUCAAGGACUUCUGGCAGAGGUUUCUGGACAGUUUAAAGGCCUUGGCUGAAAAGGAACAGCGCACGGUUUACAGGCUGACCCUGGUGAAAGCUUGGAAUGUGGAUGAACUCAAAGCUUAUGCUGAGCUGAUAUCCCUUGGAAAACCAGACUUCAUCGAGGUCAAGGGUGUGACCUACUGUGGAGAAAGCUCUGCCAGCAGCCUCACCAUGGCCAACGUGCCCUGGCACGAGGAGGUGGUGGGGUUUGUGCAGGACCUGGCCGAGCUCCUGCCCGACUACGAGAUCGCCUGCGAGCACGAGCACUCCAACUGCCUGCUGCUGGCCCACACCAAGGCUGUGCUGCCCUGGAGUUGGAGACACAUGAUCCAAGAGGGAGCUGUGGUUGACCUUGGCCCUCAAGGGGCACCUGGGCAUCAAUCCCUGUUUACACUGUCCCCUCCAGGGCUUGUCCAGUUCUUUCAGGUUUCAAGGUGGAUGGCGAGUGGUUCACCUGGAUCGACUACGAGCGCUUCCAGGAGCUGGUGCGGGAGCGCGAGCGGAGCGGCGGCUCCAGGACCUUCACAGCGGCCGAUUACAUGGCCAGGACUCCUCCCUGGGCUCUCUUUGGGGCCAGGGAGCGGGGAUUUGACCCCCUGGAUGUCAGAUUCCAGCGGAGGAACAAGGCACGGGACAUCUCUGGCUGCUGAGUUUGGGGCUCCAUGUCCGGCUGACACGGAUUUCGGAUCUUCCCGUCGAUGUUAUCCCACGUUUGCUGUUGAGCAGGAGGGUCAAGCCUUGAGUACACCCUUCCCUCCUGGUUUUAGGGCUUCCUGGAUGAAAAUAUUUAUAACAUUCUCUCUCCCAAAUCAGAAAUGGUUCAUGGCAGUGGUUUCUCAGCAGCCUGGUGGGGAGGCGCCGGCCAUGGUCGUGUUUGGAGUUGGAUGUGGUUUGGAGUUGGAUAUGGAGCAGUUGGAUGUGGUUUGGAGUUGGAUAUGGAGCAGGAGCAUUCCUUGGAUUCCAGUGCCCUCUGUGAGGAGAGCCUGGCACAUCUGGCCCCCAGCUUGGCAGCAAAACCUUCCACAUCCACGAGGAAAAGUGCCACAGGGAUUUCAACCCCACGAGCUUGUUGGAUCAGGGCAGGUGGGACCUGGAUCAAAGAACCUGAUCCCUGCUGGGAAUAUCAUUGUAUGGACUUAGUUCAGGUUUAUGUAUUUAAUUCCUGUAAAAACCUCAUCCCAUCCAAGAAACUUGGGAAUAGUGUGAGUAACAGCCCCCCUAUUGAUACCAGCUGUGACUUCUGAUACCUCUCCAAGUAUCUUCCAACUUCCUGGGUUUGGGAAUGGAUGUUUCUGAGCAGUGUUAUCCCACUCCCAGCAGCCCUGAACAACAUGUACAAUCCCUCAAAGCCCUGGCUGUGUGUGCCCAGUGCCCAUGGGAGCUGGACAUCAGGGAUGGAGCUCCCCCUGCUCCCCUGGGAAGCUCCACAGCCUCACUGCUGCUCUGGAUGGGGAGAACGGGGUGGAGAAGGAAACUGGACCCAAUCUCUGGGGCUCUCUGGGGUCAAGAAACCAACUCCUCUCCUUUGGAGAGGUGACAUCCAGGCACAAGGUCAGGGGUUGCUCUGGGAUACCCUGGGCACUCUGGAGGUGCUGGAGCCUGGCUGGAAAAUGGCUUUUAAAUAAGGAGGGAAUUCCCUUUCCCUCUUUGCUGCAUCCCCAAGGGUUGGAGGCUCUGUGUGCAAACCCCCUGGCACAUUCCCGGGCCUUCAGUUCCCAAAUGGCUGAACCAGGCAAAGCUCUGCCCCUUCCCAAGUGGCUCCCACCCCUCUUCCAUGGCUCCCACCCGUGGGCAGCCCCUCCUCCCUCAGGGCUCCAGGUCCUCCCUGGUGCUGCUCCAGCCAAACCCUUCCUAGGAAUGGAUGGAACCAGCAGCAGGAACAGCUUUAAUUCACACCCAGGGCUGGAGGUGGGACCACACCUCAAUCCUGCUCAGGGGGGUUUGUUUCCCUGUGGAACUCCAGCAGCUUGGAUCAAAGGUGUUCCCAGCACUCCCACCCUAAACCUUCUCAUCCCACGGAGCUGUGGAUGCUGAGAGUCCCUGGGAUGGUGAUUUUCUUUCUUUUUUAAAAGCAAGGCCGUUUCUUAGGCUGUAAAAAGUGUUUCUAAAG